UUAUAUAGUUAUGCUGUGUCUUCUGAAUAUCUGUUCUUGAAGUUCUUUGUUUUUUCUUUUUUUCUUCAGGAUGAACUCCUGUUGGCUGCAUAGCUGUUGUUGCCACUGCAGGUGGAGGUGCUGCAAGAUUUGCUGGUGACGUUGUGGCACCCUCUUUUGGUGCUGCUGAUGGUGGGUGGUAUUGUGCCAGCUGGGCCUGCGGCAGUACUUGCAGUUGCUGUUGUAAAUGCUGUUGCGCUGCAUGGGCUUGCUCGUGUUGUUGCUGUGCCAGCAUUUGCACUUGUCGCUGGCGUUGUGCAGCGUGCUCUUUCUGGACUUGCUGUUGCCACGUCUGUUGCAGUUGCCUCUGCUGGUGCGCUUGGUGAAUUUGAAGCGCUUGAGCCUGGUCGUGCUCCUCUGCUUUCGGCCGCUGUUGCUGUUGCUCUUGCUCUAGCUGCUGCUGCUGAUGUUGUUGUCGUAGCUGCUGUUCAUGUGCAUUCAGCCGCUGCUGCUGUUGCUCUUGCUGCUGCUGCUGCUGCAGUUGUUGUUGUUGACGCUGCUGCUCUUGGGUGUGCUGCUGUUGGAAUGUCCGCUCCUGCCUCUGGCAGUCCUGUUGCAGUUGCUGUUUUUCACGUUGUGUUCGGUGUUGUUGCAGGCUCCUCUGUUGUUGUUCUUGCUGCUGUUGUGGUUGUUGUUGCUUUGCUUAAGACAGUGACUGUCCUUGCUGUUGUGGCAGCUGCUGCUGCAUCACGAUCUCAGGUGGCCAAUCUAUGGUCACUGCGGGUCCUUGGACCGGUGGUAGAGAUAGUCGGCACUCUUGCCCCGGGCGGUGUGCAGGUGGCCGCUCCUUGGUCACAGUGGGUCCCCUGCCCUGCUAUGAUUGUUGAGCAGCAUGGGCGUCGUCGGGCCCCUCUGCUUGUGGGGCGGCCAUCGCAGGCUGGUAGCGCGUCAAGAGGGGAGGGAUUCGUUGCUUUUGGUGGACUUGUGUAUCCACCUCUGUCACAGUUAUACUUCCUUCAGGUGGGUGCUGCAGACUCGCGUGAGGUGCAGAUUCCGUUGGUUGGGGUGGGGGUGGGUGGUCCGGGACAAGGCUCUGGGUGUGUUGCGCAGUUGCAGCCUCUUUUGAGACUGACUUCUUGCAUUUGGCAACAGUGUUGAGCUCCCCACCUCCCCCCUUUCUCUCUCCUCCAUGUGAUUUCUGUGUAGCAGUUGUGUCACUGUUUGUGACAGUGUUCGCUCGUCCCUCUGCAGGAAGUCUGGGACGAAACGAGCCACAAAUCAAUCCUCAUGAUCCAGAUUUUAAUGAAAUCCCCUGUAGAUUCAUGUGCUGAUCAAGUCCUUGGGUGCUUAGAGCGACUGUACACCUGUCUCUUAUACACAUCUAGAUGUGUAUAAGAGACAGCUGCACAGGUGGACCCAAGGCCUUUUUCCUUGUUUUUUUUGGGGGGGGCGUGAGGCAUUUUUCGGGUGGUCCUGGGUCUAUGGGUCGGGUGACCCAGAGAAAAUAUGCACCCGCCUGUCACCCACCCGUCGGGGGACCCAGAGCAAUAAUUGACCCGCCAUGACCCAGACUCGUCCACUACGUGCACACACCCGUCGCCCACCCAAGAAGGCAUAGGUAGACGACCCAAGCCCGACCCCUAUCACUUGUGGGCAGGUUGGGGCAGGUGGGUGCGGCUGUGUGUGGACACCCGGUUGCCACCUGUGGCGUGUGUGUCUCAGUUCCGUGGACCAAGAUGGGGUGAUCGACAGUUGGCUUGUGGUCGGAAGCCGCCUUCAAUUAUAAGUGCCAUUGCUGUUAAGCUGGUCUUGUAAUGUGCGAAUGAAGUAAUCUGCAUCCGAGUCGUCGCUUGGCAGUUGCUGUUCGCUGCAGAAACUUCGAGGACUUGUCCAAGUAGAGGUGUCGUGUGAGCUGAAAUGCUCGGCGUGCAUCUUGGAGCAUUCCUGGAAGGAAAAAGCUAAAAUAAGAAACAAAAAGCAGGAAAAAAA
This is a messenger RNA of Chara braunii, 1968 nucleotides long. NCBI's taxonomy places the organism in Eukaryota, Viridiplantae, Streptophyta, Charophyceae, Charales, Characeae. The record is from the annotation of a GenBank genome assembly.